AUGGAUCCACCAAUUGAACCAGAAACUCCACACCCUGAAUUAAUAGAUUUGUCAGUAAAAACACAACCUGAAUCGAUUGACUUGAUAAAUUCAAAACGUGAAUCAGAAAAGAUGAUUGAUUAUAGAAUAGAAACGGCUGAAAUGGUUACUAACGACGAGAUAAUUGUUUCAGAAAGAACGAAAAUAUGGAUGAUUGAUUAUAGAAUAGAAACGGCUGAAAUGGUUACUAACGACGAGAUAAUUGUUUCAGAAAGAACGAAAAUAUGGGAUUCCGAUAUAAAAGUAAAUAGUUCAGUUGUAUCAAAAUGUACAUCAAAUUAG
Entrophospora sp. SA101 is the source of this 321-nucleotide messenger RNA. Lineage: Eukaryota; Fungi; Glomeromycota; Glomeromycetes; Entrophosporales; Entrophosporaceae. The record is from the annotation of a GenBank genome assembly.